Beta vulgaris subsp. vulgaris (sugar beet) is the source of this 792-nucleotide messenger RNA. RefSeq lists its product as uncharacterized. NCBI's taxonomy places the organism in Eukaryota, Viridiplantae, Streptophyta, Magnoliopsida, Caryophyllales, Amaranthaceae. The record is from RefSeq and is a predicted model, not a curated record. The coding region runs from base 1 to 792 and encodes 263 amino acids. The transcript has a single exon.
AUGGGGAACUUAGGGUUCUCCACGCCCUUCGAUGAAAACAUCAUGAGGGUUCUUACCCCUCGAAAAGUUAAGGUUCCCCCUAUCGAUCACUAUGAUGGGAUCACCAAUCCUAUCGACCAUCUUGCCGCCUUCAAAGCGCAAAUGAGCGUCCAGACCAGCAGUGAGGCAGCCUGGUGCAAGUUCUUCCCAACUACUCUAAAGGGCUUGGCCUUAACCUGGUUCACCGAGCUUCCUUCCGGGAGUAUAUCGAGUUUCACUGCCCUCAAGGCCGCCUUCAAGCAGAAUUUUAUCACAGGAAGAAGACAUCGAAAGACCAGUAUCCACCUCAUGUCGAUCAGACAGCGAAGAGAAGAAGACCUAGCCGAAUACAUCAAGAGAUUCAAUGAAGAGUCACUCAAAGUCUCCGAUCUACAAGAGAGCGGUACAUUCACCGCGCUCAUGUCUGGGUUAUACCCCUCGAGUAGGUUCAAACUAAAGCUCGUAGAGAGUGAAGCCUCGUCCUUCUCCGAAGCCAUGAACCUAGCUCAAAAGUUCAAUCAGGCCUCCGACAUUAAAACACACGAAGAACCUAACUCCGGAAAGAGAAAGCACGAGUACACCUCUCGAGCGGAUAACCUUAGAGAUGUCCCUCAGAAGGAAAAGGACAAAAAGCCUCGAUUAGAAAAUCACUGGAAUGACCCACGAUACAACUUGAAUCAAAGAGAGAUCUACUUGGAUAUCAAGGGGAAGUACCCUCUGCCAAAGCCCGACCCCAUUCGAACGUCAGCCAGCAAGCGAGAUAAGAGGCUCUAG